This is a messenger RNA of Nelumbo nucifera (sacred lotus), 4894 nucleotides long. It is a transcript of the gene NRB4, whose product is annotated as mediator of RNA polymerase II transcription subunit 15a-like protein. Gene Ontology annotation, molecular function: chromatin DNA binding; transcription coactivator activity. NCBI's taxonomy places the organism in Eukaryota, Viridiplantae, Streptophyta, Magnoliopsida, Proteales, Nelumbonaceae. The record is from RefSeq and is a predicted model, not a curated record. Gene Ontology annotation, biological process: regulation of DNA-templated transcription.
CCCACUCGCCCAACAAAAGUCCAAACUCUCUUCUCGGUCUUCGCCUUUUCUCUCUCCAGAAGAAAGCUCAAAGCUCCAAAAUUCCAUUUGAAUCGAAGACUGAUGACGAGAAGCUAGUCGACAGAACCCCUGAUAAUAUUACAGCCGAAUUUAAGAGUGACCCAGUUGGGUUGGUUUCUGGUAGAACUCGAUGGAUAACAAUAAUUGGAGACCUACUCAAGGUGAACCGGCCAUGCCCUCCAUGCCUACUAUGGACAACAGCGAUUGGAGGAGCCAGCUACAGCCGGAUUCCAGGCAAAGGAUCGUAAACAAGAUAAUGGAUACUUUAAAGAAGCACCUCCCAAUUUCUGGUCCAGAGGGGUUACAAGAACUAAAAAAGAUUGCUGUAAGAUUUGAGGAAAAGAUUUACACUGCUGCCUCAAGUCAGUCAGAUUAUCUACGGAAAAUAUCUCUGAAGAUGCUGACAAUGGAGUCAAAAUCUCAGCCUAAUGUUGUGCCUAAUUCCUUGCCAUCAAACUCUGCUGGUAGCAACCCGAAUCCUGUGGAUCCAGCAUCUCAAAGUAUGCAAUCCCAAGUGCGCAACCAAGGGCAGCCACUACCAAUUUCCAUGCCUAACCAGGCACGACAGCAGAUGCUGUCCCAGACUGUUCAAAAUAACAUUGCACCUGCUGGAGUACAGAACUCUUCUGGUCUUUCAUCUGCACAUCCAUCAGUUUCUGGACUAUCUCAAAAUACCGUGCCAAAUGUUGGUGGACAGAAUUCCAACUUGCCAAAUAUGUCAGGCAUUUCACAGAACUCGGUAAGUAAUCCACUGGGACAAAGUGUAACUUCCAAUAUGUUUGCCAAUUCACAGAGGCAGAUGCAAGGCAGACAGCUUCAGCAACAGGCUAUUCCCCAACAGCUCCAGCAGCAGCCUCAAAAUCCACAGUAUAUUUACCACCAGCAGCAGCAGCAAUUGCAGCAGCAGUUUUUGAAACAGAAGAUUCAGCAGGGAAAUUUGCAGCAGCAGCCUCUUAUGCAACCACACAUCCAACAGCAGCAGCAGCAGCAACAGCAACAGCAGCAGCAGCAGCUGUUGCAGCCAACUCAGCUGCAAUCUUCUCAGCAGUCUCUUAUGCAUAUAUCAUCCAGCCUACCAUCAAGCCAGCCCCCUCUUCAGCAGACACAGUCUUCUGUUAUUCAAUCAACUCCACACUCGUCUCUCCAACAGAAUCAGCAACCUUCUAUUCAACCAUCUACUGCAUCAGUGCUUCAGCAACAUCCACAGUCAGUUCAUAGGCAACAACAACAACCACAACAAUCACUACAUCAACAGGCUCCUGUUCUUCUUCAACAGCAAACACCAAUGUCUCAGCAGACACUGUUAUCAUCUCAGCAACAACAGCUAAUAGGUCAACAAACAAAUGCAACAAGCAUACAACAGAAUCAGCUGGUUGCACAGCAAAACAGUGUCCCAGACAUUCAGCAACCACAGCAACAGCAACAGCAACCUCAACCACAACCACCACUGCAGCAGUCACAGCAGCAGCAGCAACAACAACAACAGAGGUUGCUUAGCCAGCAAAGUAAUCUGUCUAACAUGCAACAGAUGGGCUCACAAAGUAAUGUUUCUGGACUACAGCAGCAGCAGCAGCAACGGCAACAGCAAUUGCUUGCAUCCCAAUCUAGUGUUUCGAACAUUCAUCCAAAUCAGCACUCAGUCAACAUGCUCCAACAGGUCAAGGUUGCAACACAGCAACAAGCAAACCAACAGACGCCAGCUGUGUUGUCAUCCCAAGGGCAACAAUCACAACCGCAGCCACAGCAGCAGCAAAUAAUGUCUCAUCUUCAACCACAGUCGGGACAAAUACAACCACAAAUUGGGUUGCAGCAGCAGUCCAAUCCAUUACAACGAGAUAUGCAGCAACGGCUUCAAACAUCAGGUGCCCUGCUUCAGCCUCAGAAUGCAAUUGAGCAGCAGAAGCAAUUAUUCCAAUCACAAAGAAUGCUUCCAGAGGCUUCAUCAACAUCAAUUGAGUCCACAGCUCAGACAGGACAUGCAAAUGCAAUUGAUUUGCAAGAAGAAGUUUAUCAAAAGAUAAAGUCUAUGAAGGAAAUGUACCUACCAGAAAUUAAUGAGAUGUAUCAGAAGAUUGCUCUCAAAUGCCAACAGAAUGAUUCUCUUCCACAGCCCCAAAAGUCAGAUCAUGUUGACAGACUCAGAAUGUUCAGGACCAUGUUGGAGCGCAUUAUACAAUUCUUGUCGGUGGCCAAAACUACUUGCUUACUUUACAAGGACAAGCUGCCAUUGCUUGAAAAGCAAAUUGUUGGUGUCCUUAAUACUAACAGGCCCAAGAAGCCUGUUCCUUCACAGCUGCAGGGGCAGCAGCAACUUCAGCCACCUGGUGCCCUUUUGCACUCCAUUCAGCCACAGCAACAGCAACAGCAGCAGCAGCCACAACCUCAAAUUCCUCAUCUAAAGCAGCAGCAGCAUGACAACCAAAUGCACCCCCAAGUGCAACCAAUUAACUUACAAAGUUCUGUAACAUCAAUGCAGCCAACUUCUGUGCCUACUAUGCAACAUAGUUCCAUUCCCCCGGUAUCGAAUCAUUUGGCAGUUACAAAUGCACAACCAAAUGUAAUGACUUCCUUACAGUCUAGUUCUAAUUUGGAGCCGGGACAAGGAAAUGCACCCAAUUCAUUGCAGCAAGGUGCUGUGGGAUCCUUACAGCAAAGUACCAUGAGCACAACCCAGCAGACAAACAUUACCACUUUGUCACAAAGUAGUGUUAAUACGUUACAGCCCAGUAUUGGUUCUCUUCAGCCAAAUACUAAUAUGCUCCAACACCAGCAUCUGAAGCAACAACAGGAACAACAGCUGAUACAGUCUCAACAACUAAAGCAACAAUUUCAACAACGACCAGUACAUCAGCAGCUGCUUCAGCAACAGAAGCAACAGAUACUACAACAGCAGCAACAGCAGCAGCAGCAGUUCCAGCAGCAGCAGCAGCCACAGCAGCAGGUACACCAACAAAAGCCACAACAAAGUUCGCAGUUGCCAGUACACCAAAUGCCACAACUUCAUAUGAAUGAGGUUAAUGAUUUGAAGGUUAGACAGGGCAUGGGUGUUAAACCAGGAAUUUUUCAGCAGCAUCAUUCAGCAAGUCAACGCCCAGCAUACCACCAACAACUAAAAGCAGGUGCCUCAUUUCCUAUUUCUUCUCCUCAACUCCUCCAAGCUGCAUCCCCCCAAAUUUCUCAGCAUUCAUCUCCACAGAUAGACCAACAAAGUCUGCUCUCAUCUCUUACAAAAGCUGGAACACCAUUGCAAUCUGCAAACUCACCUUUUGUUGUUCCUUCUCCUUCCCCUCCCUUGGCCCCAUCUCCAAUACCAGGUGACUCCGAAAAACAGACGUCUGCUGUUUCUUCACUCUCAACUGCAGGAAAUAUUGGACAUCCACAAACAUCUGUUGCAAUAGCUCCAGCUCAGUCUCUUGCAAUUGGCACACCAGGGAUAUCAGCCUCUCCCUUGCUUGCUGAAUUUACUGGUCCAGAUGGAAAUCAGGGUACUGCAUCCACAAUGAUUUCUGGGAAAUCCGUUGUGACUGAGCAGCCUUUGGAGCGCUUAAUUAAAGUGGUAAAAUCAAUGUCAACUAAAGCACUGUGUGCUUCUGUCAGUGACAUUGGUUCAGUUGUCUGUAUGAUUGAUAGGAUAGCAGGAUCAGCACCUGGUAAUGGAUCUAGAGCAGCAGUUGGUGAGGAUUUGGUGGCUAUGACCAAGUGCCGUUUGCAAGCAAGGAACUUCAUCUCACAAGAUGGAAGUUCUGCAACAAAGAAAAUGAGGCGUUACACAAUUGCUAUGCCCUUGAAUGCUGUAUCAUCAGCUGGCAGUGUAAAUGACAGUUUCAAGCAGCUGAAUGGGCUUGAAACAUCUGAUUUGGAGUCAACCGCAACUUCCAGGAUCAAGAGACCCAGAGUUGAGGCCAACCAUGCUCUCUUGGAAGAAAUCAGGGAGACAAACCAGCGGUUAAUAGAUACUGUUGUGGAUAUUAGUGACGAGGAUAUUGAUCCGACUACAGGGGCAGCUGUGGUUGAAGGUGGUGAGGGUACCAUUGUUAAAUGCUCCUUCAGUGCUGUGGCUCUCAGUCCAAACUUGAAGUCUCAGUAUGCUUCAGCACAGAUGUCACCGAUUCUACCAAUACGGUUGCUUGUUCCAACAAAUUAUCCGAAGUGUUCCCCUAUACUAUUGGACAGGUUGCCAGUUGAACUGAGCAAAGAGUAUGAAGAUCUUUCAGUAAAAGCAAAGUCAAGAUUUAGCGCAUCCCUUCGCAGCCUUUCACAACCAAUGUCACUUUGGGAAAUGGCAAAGACUUGGGAUAUUUGUGCUCGUGCAGUAGUUUCUGAAUAUGCCCAGCAGAGCGGUGGGGGAAGCUUCAGCUCGAGAUAUGGUACUUGGGAGAACUGUGUCAGUGCCUCUUGACCAUCUUGUAUCCUUAUGAUAUUGGUUCUGUUGUGUAUGGGGCAAUGACUUCAGGGAAGCAAUAUAUGAGAUUCAUGAUAGCUGCUCUUGUUGCCAUGCACUCAACUAAUACCCAAGUGAUUGCCUAGGCAGAUCUAUGGGCUAAAAGGACUAUAGCACGGAAUUGUAAGCUGUAGAACAUGUGACAAUAAUGUUUCAGAUUUGGCUCAAGGGUACACACAAAGAUUUGGGUCAAUGCCAAUGUAAUACUUUACACUUUACAGCUUUUGAUAGUGCCAGAAAUCUUCAUUGUAAACUGGGCUAGCAUUGGCAUUUUAUCCGAAACUGCCUUUUGUCAGAUUGUAUGUUUUUUAAUACAAUAUCUUAUCUGGUUUAGCUUGUACUCCGGUUGUACAGUUUCAUGUUUUAUCUCAAGUCAGACUUAUUGAUUGUGUU